Messenger RNA from Pseudogymnoascus verrucosus, 426 nucleotides. RefSeq names its product histone H2A.Z (gene HTZ1). The record is from RefSeq and is a predicted model, not a curated record. Gene Ontology annotation, cellular component: nucleosome. NCBI's taxonomy places the organism in Eukaryota, Fungi, Ascomycota, Leotiomycetes, Thelebolales, Thelebolaceae. Gene Ontology annotation, molecular function: protein heterodimerization activity; structural constituent of chromatin; DNA binding. Bases 1 to 426 code for a protein of 141 amino acids. The transcript has 3 exons.
AUGGCUGGCGGCAAGGGAAAAUCUGGUGGCAAGUCCUCGGGAGGCAAGACCGGUGUCGAUGGAUCCAAGAAGCAGCAGAGCCACUCUAGCAAGGCUGGUCUUCAGUUCCCCUGCGGUCGUGUCAAGCGUUUCCUCAAGAACAACACCCAGAACAAGAUGCGCGUCGGCGCCAAGGCCGCCGUCUACGUGACCGCCGUUCUCGAGUACCUCACAGCCGAAGUCCUCGAGCUGGCAGGAAACGCCGCCAAGGAUCUCAAGGUCAAGCGCAUCACACCCCGCCACCUGCAACUCGCCAUCCGUGGUGAUGAGGAGCUCGACACCCUGAUCCGCGCGACCAUCGCCUUCGGAGGUGUACUGCCACACAUCAACCGCGCGCUGCUGCUCAAGGUCGAGCAGAAGAAGAAGAACAAGGCCAUCGAGGCCUAG